AUGGAUCGCUCGCGCCGGAUGCCACAACGUCGCCGCCAUCUGGGAGCUUCUGCUUCUCCUACUUCUGCUUCUGUUUCGGAAGCUUCUUUUGACUCAAACCCACUCACAAGCCCUGUUAUUGCUCACACUAAUACCAAUCCCAAUACCACGCCUCAAAGUGUUGGUGGUCGACGCUCAACCAAACCUCUUCAACACACCUUCUCUUUCUCACCUCCAGGUAGCAGUCGUAACUCUAACCCCAAGAGGCGAUCUACUACUAUGGAUAACUUUCCAAUCCCAGAUGGGGGUGAGCAUGGCCCUAGAAAGGGCGGACACAGUCUUCGUAAGCGUGCUCGCGUGGAUUACACGUUUGAGCACAUUGACGACGACGUUGUUGUUCCCAAUUCAACCUCUUCAGCACGCGGCAAGAAACGCAGAUCCGAAGUCAACUUUGACACAGAUGACUUCUAUACCAAUGACCCAAAGAGACGGGGCGCCUCAAUGGGUGCUGACACCCCGUCCAAUCGCCGGAAGAAUCCGACACGCAAAUCUAGUGACCUCAAGGCAUUUCAUCACGCUGCUUUGCAGGAUGACGAUAACGACGUUCAAGACACAAUUGAAGUCGGUGCCUAUUAUUCCGAUGUUGACGAUUCAGAGCUUAGAGAGCCUGCCGAGUCAAAUCACUCAUCCCCUCAAACUAAGAUGUCCCCGAAAGGCUCACCUAAAAAUUCACCUAAAAAGGAAUUUACUCAGCAUGAGUUGUCUGGGCCUCAGCCUGACGGUGCUCAUCAACUCGAACCGUCAACGCAUGGUGAGAAAGCUGUUACUGGAAUAGAAACUUUAGAGAACGUCUCUUCAGAGCAAUUAGCUUCUUCUGUUGUGGAACCUCCAGGUACCUCUAUCGAGCAGUCUAUAUCUCAGCCUACAGAGCCGCAAAUUGAGGAAUUUCAUAAAGUGGAAACCCAGCCAGAAGCUUUAAGUACUCAGCAGGAAUCCUCUACAGCAGCAGAUGUAUAUCAUGAUGUGCCAGCGGUAGAAGAGCCGGCAGCAGUGCCAGAUGCGAGAUCUGAGCCGGCUGCCACAACGGUAUCAGAUGCACAAACAAAAGAGGUGGAACCAGAGGCAAUACCAGUGCCAGUAUCAGAGCCAGUAUUAGAGCCAGCAGUGCCAGUAUCACAGCCAGUAUCAGAGCCGGUGCCAGAGCCGGUGCCAGAGCCAGUGUCGCUGCCAGUUACAGCUCCGAUAAUAGCACCGCCGGCCACUGCAGACAAUAUGAAUAAUAAGAGCGAAUCUGUUCAUUCACCUAUUGUUCCUGCAGCCGAAUCUGAGCCUGUAAACAGCGUUGCUGGAGUCCCCGCCGUUGAACCUUUUCCUCAAGACAACUUCGAACCUGAUUCUUCUGCAACCAACAACAUCAGCAUCAAGGAAGAAGCACCCUAUCAAACAACUCUUGAAGAAGUCCCUGAAUCCCCAGAUCAGUCGCUAAAUCAGCAUCAAGAAAACAAGAUGGAUGAGAUGGAAAUCGAUUCAGUCAACCAAGGGCCUCUUGCUCAAGACGUCGAAAUGACUGAUGCUACGCCACUUGAUACUCAAGAGCCGACUUCAGCUGCUGCGAUUUCGCCAACAUCGCCGCCUCCUCCCCCGCCUGCAGCCUCGUCUCCGUUGGCAUCAAAAACUCUUUCUACGCCACUACCAAAGUCACCACCAAAGUCAGUUUCCGAGCCGCCUGCACCCUCGCAUGUACCCUCGCCUGUACCUUCGCCUGCCAAAGAACUGGAAGACUCUCAACAAGUUCGUGAUAGCACCUUUCCCCCAGCUGAUGCUGCCGCCGAAGCCCCUGCACCUGCAGAUGUAAACGGCGACUCAGCGCAGGUUGAACAAUUGAACAAUGAGGGCAUCGAGAGCAUCGAGAACAACAAAGAUCAAGAAGCCGCAGAAGUGGUAGCCACUGUCGAUGAGCUUCCAAUUCCAGACUCGCCUCAAGCUCCCGUCGCCCAAGAGCCAGUCGCUAUCUCAAGUCCCACCGAGUUAAGAGCCCCUACUCCCCCUCCUGCAGAGACCAUCGAGACCCCUGCUUCAUCUGCACCCUCAGAAACAAAAUCGAGUCCUCGAAAGCCUAUCGCUCCUCGAAUUGCCAUGGAAUCAAUGCCACAGCCUACCCCCGUCGGGCGCUGGGCCCACCUCAAGCCUUAUGUUGAUGGCGAGUUUGUAUUAUACCCAGAAAAGAAGGGGCAAUCUAACGAGGACGGCACGGCCGACGAUACGAACCCGGAAGGGAAAGAUACCGACAUGGAGCCAAUGGUAGAUGACCAGGACGACGCUGGAGAAGGUGGAGGACUUGAGGCGCCUACUCCAGCACUUAACACGCCCACUCGUGGUUCGCCUGUAGCAGACUCUGCAGAUCCAACUGCUUUCAAUUCGCCUGCUCCCAUUGGGGAAGACGGUGAUGAGGCUGACGUAUCCGAGUCUCAGGAAUUACCCGGGCGCAACCGUUACUACAAGUACAGAAAGUUGAGAGAUCCCGAAGAGUACAUCUCCGCCGUUGAAAACUAUGAAGACAUGUCGACUGAGGACUUAUUUGAAGUCCUCGAAGCCAUCAAUAUUUCCUUAGUUCAGUGGCAGGAUGAGUGGACUGACCAGGGUGCAAUUGUUGAUGAUCACGAGAAUUCUCUCCGUCGACGAGCUGCCGAUGCCAAGUACGAAGCUCGCACUCGCAACCUCCGCCAGCACGGUGUCAAUUAUGAGGAGCCUGAAUUUGCCGUCAAGGGUUACAAGUCUCGCGAUAAGGAAGGUCUCAACGAGACUCGCUAUCUCCAAGGACAAGACCGCAUCAUGGCAGCCACCUACGGGUUCGAGUAUGAUCCCCAUCCUUCAAAGAUUGGCAAACAGAACCCCGAGACACAGCAAGUCGGAAUUAUGACCCGUGGGCGAUCCCUUCGAAAUCAGCCCAAGCAGACUGCCAAGGCCACAGAGACUGACGAGGUGGUCGGCAAGCGGCAACGCAAGCCUGUCCAACUCUUCGAUCCUGCGACACAAGACGUUAGUCGAAGCUCAACACCUGUGCCAACAACUCGUGGCGGUGCUCGUCGACGCAAGAAUGCCAACGGUGAUGAUGAUGUCCAGCCUGCCCCAUCGGUCAGUUUCAACAACGAGGCUGCCUCGGAUAGUGAGGCUGCGGGUCCAAAGACCAGACGCAAACGUGGCACCCGUGGCAAGAAUGCUGCUUUCGCUGAGGAUCCUGUCUCGACACUAGAUGCUGAGGAAGCAGCACAAGAAGAGCCUUCGAAGUCGACUCGUCGCGGCCGUGCUAGACCUGCUGUUAAGUAUGAAGAAGCUGACCCGAAUGAGUUUGUCGACGAUGAACCCCAGGAGGAGGAAGAGGAAGAGGAAGAAGCGGAGGAGGAAGAGAAGGACGAGAAGCCACCUGUCCGUCGACAUCUUCUCACCCUCAAACUUCCCAGAGGUUUCUUAAUCGAGGCUACGCCUGAUAUGGAGAUCGUAGACAAUGGUGAUUCACGCCCUACAACCGCCUCCUCGGAGGAGUCUGCUCACACUGUCGAAUCUGCCUACUCUUUCCGGCCUAAACGACAGAAGCGUUUCCGCGACGAUCCUGAUGAGGCUGAGGAGUCAGCUCAGGCGCCACCAAAGAAGAGAGGCAAGCGAACAAGCGGCGGUACCACUACUAGCGAGAUUAUAUCGACUGCUUCUACGCCAACUCCUUCUAUUGAACCGGCACAGGCCCAAACCAAUCGCAAGAUUCAAAAGAUCAAGGUUGUGAGGUCUAGCCAGGAUAACAAGAAUGGAGGAGCAUCUCCCCCUCCACCUCAACCCCCUGCGCCUGCUGUUACUCCUGUCGAGGAGGGUGAUGAUAGUCCUAAGGACUACAAGUCAAUGACCAAGUCCGAGAAGAUGUCGGCCUCUAUGAAGAAUCGAUGGGCCAAUGGUAACAUGGCCGGAGCCGUUGAGAAACGUAAAGCGACCCUGGCUGCUAAAAAGGCGGCUCAAGCGGCAGCCGAGCAAAGAACAGGUGUCGUCACUCCCAAGCCCAAGGGCAACAAGGCCACUGUCAAGAGAGAUUCUACUCUCAAGAUGCAUAUGCAACCAGACCAGCCUCAGGUGCCACAACAGCAACAGCAGCAGCAGCAGCAGCAGCAACAACAACAACAACAACAACAACAGCCGCCUAUGCUUCACCAGCAGCCACCAAUGCAUCCCCAUCAGCAUCAGCAUCAUCAGCUCCCUCCUCAGCCCCAACAUCAACAUCAACACCCCGAUCAGUAUCAGCAUCAACACCAGCACCAGCACCCGCAUCAUCCACUUCAUCUCCAGCAGCACCAGCCGCCACAGAUGCACCAGCCUCACCCACACCAUCUUCCCCCUCCUCCCCCGCCUCAUCAGCCUGGAAAUCCUCCUCCGCCUUUCAUCCAUGGACACGGCCAACACAACAACCAUGGUCAUGGACACGGCAUGCCUGGCAUGGGGUACCCCUACUAG
This is a messenger RNA of Fusarium sp. VM40, 4473 nucleotides long. Lineage: Eukaryota; Fungi; Ascomycota; Sordariomycetes; Hypocreales; Nectriaceae. The record is from the annotation of a GenBank genome assembly.